Tachysurus fulvidraco (yellow catfish) is the source of this 2905-nucleotide messenger RNA. It is a transcript of the gene rbbp8nl, whose product is annotated as retinoblastoma binding protein 8-like. Gene Ontology annotation, molecular function: double-strand/single-strand DNA junction binding; double-stranded DNA binding; Y-form DNA binding. Lineage: Eukaryota; Metazoa; Chordata; Actinopteri; Siluriformes; Bagridae. The transcript is spliced from 15 exons. The coding region runs from base 260 to 1972 and encodes 570 amino acids. Gene Ontology annotation, biological process: DNA double-strand break processing involved in repair via single-strand annealing; double-strand break repair via homologous recombination. Gene Ontology annotation, cellular component: site of double-strand break. The record is from RefSeq and is a predicted model, not a curated record.
GGUGGGGGGGGGAUGGAGGGAGAAGCAGAAAGAGAAGAGAACGGCAUGACGGAAAGAAAGACUUCUCUGCUCUAUUCUUAUUCUUUCACCAAUUUUCUUGGAUUUUGGCAGUUUCAUAUAACUUUGGCGAUCAUUCCGAAUUUGAUCAAGUGACACCAGUGGGGAAAGUGCUUUAACAAGGGCUGUAUGUGAUUGGCAGGCAGGGUGAUUGCCAGCUGUUGGAUUUGAGAUCUGAAUUCCACCAGGUGGCCAAGGCAGAAUGGCUGUGGAGAAUUUUACUGAACUGAUACAUAAACUGAAAGAGGUCCAUGAGCAGGAACUAGAAGGUUUGCAGCAGAAGGUGCUUGAGCUGACCAAUAAGAAAAACUGUGAUGCAAAGAGACUUGAGGAGCUGUAUAACAGGAACCAGCAACUGAGAGAACAACACAAGAUGCUGACAGAAAACAUAAAACAGCUAGAAAACAUGUUACGAGCUGGGUUGUGUGACAGGUGUACAGUCACUCAGGAGAUGGCUAAGAAAAGACAGCAGGAGUAUGAAACCUCCCAACUUCAGAGUUUGCAGCACAUAUCCAUCUUAAUGGGUGAGAUCAAUGCGUUGGUGAAAGAGAAUGAAAAAUUGAAAGAGGAGGUGAAGAGUUUACGAAAUCGAGUAGAGCAACAGAAUGGUCACCAAGACAGAGCAGGGACUCCUGAAGUUAAGCAUUCUCCUGACCCUACAGCCACUUCCCUGUCUAUGGCUACCUCCAUUCUGAAGAAUGAUCAACCAGCACCAGGGGGCGCCACUAAACCGACAGCCAUUGUGAAGCAUGAAAGUGAGUCCAGGCAAAGUAAAGAUACUCCAGAUGAAAGACAGGAGAUGUCAGAUAAAGAGUCAGAGCACAGACGGUUACAAGGGUGGAGUUUAACACAUCUAUUUGACUCAAGUAGGCAGCCAACGUUUCCAGCAAACCAAGCAGCAUGGAAAGAGAGAAGAGCAGUUAGCAUGGACUCUACGGAGGUUCGUCCAUCACCCACCUCACCUUCCUUCACUCCUCACCUCCGCCUUCUGAAGAACAACCACCUGUUCUCCACGAGGCACUCUGAAGACCGUCCUUCUGUUGUGUCUAUCCCUUUGCGGCCCCAUCCAAUUAAAACUACCCCAUCCAACCUUCCCUGGCCACUGCCUGAACGAUCAGACUGGGUGUCAGUAGCAAACACUGGCACCAGUGGUGGCAUGGCGGUUAGUCCAAACCUGAAACAUGACUCUAGCUCUCCCAUUCUUCGCUUUUCAAGCCUGGCUCCACCAGGCCUUGAGUCCCACCUACAAUCUCGAAGCCCUGUUCACCCACGACCCAUCUACCCAUGCCCAAGAAACCUGUUAGAACUGACAAAUGCCAAAGACAAGAAAACACCAACGAGCUCCGGGACGAGCUCAGAGCAUGAGAGGAUCUUUGGUGAAAAUCUACGAGAAGGAGAUGAAGAGGCACCUUUGGACCUGUCCAGUGUCUCUGGCCCCAAAAUCAAACAAACAGAGAUGGACUUGGCAUCAUCUUCAUCUUCGUCUCCUCCGGCUCCAUUCUCCUCACCAUCUUCAGCUCAGUAUGGCUCUAGUCCUCAGAGUGAUCCACAAACAGGGGAUACAAAACCUCAGAGAGAAGAGACAGAAGGACGACAAAAGGAAGUAGGAGAUGAGGGAAGUGAGAAGAAUGAGAAUGUAGACUCAGAAAAACUGAAAGUUCCCACUUUGACCAUUUCACUUCGCCCAGUCGUGGUCCUAGAGUCAUUAAAAUCAACAGGACAGAAAGUGCAAGACAUGGAGGAAGACAGCAGGAAGGACCCGGAUGAAAAAGAAGACAGUAAACAGGGAACAGUGAGGAAGAGACCAGGCCAGAGUCCUGAAGUCUAUCCACGGCGCCUACCAAAAGAAAAGAAAAUGAGGACAACAACACUGCUGCCACAAGGGACCAACCUUGGAGACUCGGAGCAAGGCUGAAAUCAAAGUCAUGUACAAUUGUACCGCAGUUUUCUUACGGCAUACAAAAAGUGCAUGCCAUUCUGUACCCAUGCAUCAAAGAUCUGAUGUUUUUCUGGUGUUCUGAAUUCCUGUACAGAAAAAGAAGCCUACUCUUCGUCAUUGCACUAUAGCAGCAGGCAGGUCAGAAAAUCACACAGGAAAGACAAAUAAAACAUGUCUUAGCACUUGUUUCUCAAUAUUACUCUUGUUUUUUGGAGAUAACACGGCCUGCUACCCAGAUCAGCUACACUUUAUGCACGCCACAUAAGAAAGACUAAUCUUGAGAUUUCUCCAGAUUUCCCUAGGAAAUGAAAGAGGUCUCCACUUCCUGCCCUAAGAGUGUGAACAAAAUUAACUUGUGAGCAGACAUUAUUUCUUAUCUUUGUCACAAAUCAUCACAUCUGUCUGUCCACCAUUUCUUCUCCCCACUUCUCUUCAUACAUGAACCAUUGUAUCAGCUUCCAGUUUCACUUCCUUGAUCAGUUUAAGCCUGAUGUCUUUCAAAGAAGCAAAUUACUGUCAGUCAGACAGGGUAUUUUUUCCGUUUUCUUUUUUUUUUUAAAAGCCUGUCUCUUGCAAAUGUGACGAAAAAACGAAACAUCCUCCCCUUCCCCUUUUUGGUUUUUGCGCUGGCAGAACACAUUUUGUAAGAGUGAAUUUUCCACUCACAGCAGCUGUGGCCAUUUCAAGCAUGUAAAGGGGUGGGGGAAGGUGUAACACUGAUAGCAAAAAGAUGUGUGUUUAUUUUAAUUUAGCCGUGUCACACUCCAUGCAGUUAAUUACAGUCUAAAAUGUUCUUUUGAGUCAGUGAAGGAACACAUGUCUUUAUGUUUUGUAGAAUGAUAUCUGACAGGCUUGACAGAACGUAUUAAAAUGUAUCAGUGCACAUUGAAAUAAAAGGAUAUGAGCUAU